AUGGAAAGUUUACAGUUCGCUCCUUUCAGUAGCGGUCUUGAUGCUGGAUUUUGGCCAAAGUUGUCAGAGAAAAAAUUAAAUGAAUAUGCUUUGGAUGAAAGUUCCAAAGAUAUCAGUGGUUUCUACUACAAUGGCGAUAUAAGGAACCAGAAUCCAAUAUUGAAUGUGGACUAUACGUGUUUUGAUAGACUGUUUAAAACACCAGCCAGAAGUUUCAUUAGCCAUGGGGUGUUAUAUUUGAAAAAUACUAUAGAAGGUUUUAAAGAAUGUGAUAAAAAAUUGCUAUUGGAAGAAAAGGCAAAUCAGAUAUGGCAAGAUAUUAAAACAGGAAAAGCUGUAGAAGAUCCAACAUUAUUAUCCCGGUUUAUUUUACUAGCUUAUGCUGAUUUAAAAAAGUACCAUUAUUAUUAUUGGUUUGCUUUCCCAGCUCUAAUCUAUAAUGAACAUUCUGCUGAUAAUUACAGAGAACAGGGUCUGUUUAUGAAGUUUAUCAUGAUCAAUGUGAAACUUGGAAAAAAGUUGCUCACAAGUUUCCUUAAUAUUUACAAAAAAUUUCAGAGAAAUCUUACUCUUAAUUCCAUUGUAAAUAAAUUUUCAAAGUUUUCAGGUGUGUUUUUUAUGGUUAUAAUAGCAUUUUCGUUCUGUGAUCCCUGUACAUUAGAAAACCAUCCAGGAUGGCCCUUGAGAAAUUUCCUGCUCCUUAUAGCUUAUACAUGGGCAGAUAAGUUAGAGACGUGCAAUAUUUUAUGUUUUCGUGACAAAUCUCGAGAUGGAAAAAGAGAAAUAUCCCACAGUUUAAUGCUGAAUGUUCAGUUACCAAAAUUAGACAAAGAAACUUGUCCCAAAUGUGUUGGCUGGGAGAAGAAUGAAAAACAGAAGUUAGGACCAAGGAUGGUCAAUCUAAGUGCUACCAUGGACCCUAGCAGAUUAUGUGCAUCAGCUGUUGAUCUGAAUUUAAAACUAAUGAGAUGGCGACUGCUACCUGACCUUGACCUUGAUAAGAUCUCUUCUACAAAAUGUCUGUUGUUAGGAUCUGGUACAUUAGGUUGUAAUGUUGCACGCUGUCUUAUGGGUUGGGGAGUAAAGAACAUCACAUUAGUAGAUAAUUCUAAAGUAUCCUAUUCUAAUCCUGUCAGACAAUCAUUAUUUAUAUUUCAAGACUGUUUAAAUGGUGGAAAAGCUAAAGCAGAAGCUGCAGCAAACUCAAUGAGACAAAUAUUUCCUGGUGUUAAUGCUUUAGGUCUUAGUUUAAGUAUACCAAUGCCUGGACAUGCAAUAACAGGUAUAUUUUAUUUUAGUCCUGCAGUCCUGGUUCAGACUAAGAAAGAUAUAGAAACAUUAGAAGAUUUAAUAGAUAAACAUGAUGCUGUAUUUUUGUUGAUGGAUACAAGAGAAAGUCGGUGGCUUCCAACUUUAUUAGGGGCUGUUAAACAAAAAAUUGUUAUUAAUGCAGCAUUAGGAUUUGAUACAUAUUUAGUAUUACGACAUGGUUAUAAAUCAGAUACAGGUGUAGAUGGUACUAAAAUAAAACUGGGAGAAGUGAUUCCUGGAGAUCAGUUAGGCUGUUAUUUCUGUAAUGAUGUGGUAGCACCAGGAGAUUCCACAAGAGAUCGUAGUUUAGAUCAACAAUGUACAGUAACAAGACCUGGUAUAUCUAUGAUAGGAUCAGCUUUAGCUGUUGAAUUAUUGAUGUCUGUCUUACAACAUCCACUGGGGUUUAAUUUUUUUCAGAUUCGUGGUUUUUUGUCUAGAUUCUCCAGUGUUCUUCCAGCAAGUCAUGCUUUUGAUAAAUGUACUGCAUGUUCUCAAAUAGUAAUGGAAACCUAUAAAAAGGAAGGAUUUGAAUUUCUUGUGAAAGUGUUUAAUGAACCUUCAUAUUUGGAGAAUUUAACAGGGUUAACAGCAAUGCAUGAGGGAACAUUUGAUGUAGAGGUAUGGGAUUUAAGUGAUGAAGAAGAUUUUAGUAAUAAAGAAGAAUUAUAG
Molecule: messenger RNA, 1983 nt
Organism: Lottia gigantea (owl limpet)
Lineage: Eukaryota; Metazoa; Mollusca; Gastropoda; Lottiidae
Exons: 18
Coding region: 1-1983 (660 amino acids)
Biological process (GO): piecemeal microautophagy of the nucleus; C-terminal protein lipidation; autophagy of mitochondrion
Cellular component (GO): phagophore assembly site; cytoplasm
Molecular function (GO): Atg8 activating enzyme activity; Atg12 activating enzyme activity
Source: RefSeq, a predicted model, not a curated record